This is a messenger RNA of Neurospora tetraspora, 960 nucleotides long. RefSeq names its product RmlC-like cupin domain-containing protein. The record is from RefSeq and is a predicted model, not a curated record. Gene Ontology annotation, molecular function: ferrous iron binding; cysteine dioxygenase activity. The transcript has 2 exons. The coding region runs from base 132 to 830 and encodes 232 amino acids. NCBI's taxonomy places the organism in Eukaryota, Fungi, Ascomycota, Sordariomycetes, Sordariales, Sordariaceae. Gene Ontology annotation, biological process: L-cysteine catabolic process.
UUUGACUUGUUCAACGACCUCCUCUUUUUGCUUCAGUCCUAAAGCUUCCUGUCCAUAAAUGAUCGCAUAAAGGAUCGUUUCAACCGUUCGAUCUUUCGCUCCGUAAUCAUAAGAACGACCCAGCAGACACUAUGGCUGUCGGAAUCACCCAGACGGUGGCUGCAGCCACUACCAGCGUCCCGCUCUGUCUCAUGGCUACCUUCAAGGAAACUCCAAGCCUGGACAACUUCGAUAAGCUCGUCCAAGCCUUGAAGGAUGCCCUCGGGCCGUCGUCGGGUCUGACUUCAGACGAUGUCGAUGUCGAAUACCUCACUCGCUUGAUGCAAGACUAUCAGAGUGAUGAGGUAGAAUGGUCGAGGUUCGCCUUUGGCGAUGCGAGCCGGGGGUAUACUCGCAACUUGGUUGACGAAGGGAACGGGAAGAGCAACCUUCUCGUCCUAGUCUGGUCCCCAGGCAAAGGGUCACCCAUCCACGACCACGGCAACGCCCACUGCCUGAUGAAGAUCCUCCAAGGCAACCUCACCGAAACCCGCUAUGCCUUUCCCGAUCCCACAUCAUCAUCAUCCUCUCCCUCCUCAGAACCAGAACCAAUGCAAGUAAUCUCGGAAGAAGUCUACCGCGAAAACGAGGUGGCCUACAUGGCCGACGAGCUCGGCGUGCACCGCAUGUGGAAUCAAGACCCAGACAACUUUGCCGUGUCGUUGCACCUGUACACGCCGCCCAACGUGGCAAGGGGGGGCUGUCACAUCUUUAACCCGGAGACGAGCAAGAAGAGCCAUGUGCCCAAGUGCGGGUACUACUCGGCUUAUGGGAAGAGGCUGAAUGAGUGAGAGGAGAGAAGAGAAGAGAUAAGAGAAGGAGAUGAUAGGUACUCAUGCCGAGGUGUCGUCGAUUAUGAUGUUCGAUGGAUAGAUGGGGAGGCAUAGGUCGGCGGUAAUGAGCUUCGUUUUGUCGUCGAGU